GCCUCCGGUUUGUCUCUCUUCUGUGUUCUCUUGGCACGCUUUUACUACUCUGGGAUUAUCAUUUUACUUAAUCUUGUGAAAAAGUCAUGGCUAAUCCAAAGGUCUUCUUUGAUAUGACUGCCGACAACGCUCCGCUUGGCAGAAUUAUAUUUACGUUGAAAAAGGAUGUUUGUCCUAAAACGACUGAAAACUUUCUUCAACUCUGCACUGGCCAGAAUGGCUACGGCUAUAAAGGCUCGACGUUUCACAGAGUUAUUCCAAACUUUAUGUGUCAAGGCGGAGACUUUACCAACCACAACGGGACUGGCGGAAAGUCCAUAUAUGGCAGCAAGUUUGAAGAUGAAAGCUUUAAGAUUCCGCACAAAGUCGGCGCUCUCUCUAUGGCUAAUUGCGGCCCGAACACCAACGGAUCCCAAUUUUUCAUUUGCACUUCUUCGUGUUCUCACUUGAAUGGAAAGCAUGUUGUCUUUGGUGAAGUCACUGAAGGGAUGGACGUAGUGAAGGUGAUAGAGUCGUACGGAAGUCAGAGUGGAAAGACUUCAAAAAAGAUUGCUAUAGAAAAUUGCGGGCAGCUUUAAAUUGUUAUUUUUAAUAAAAAACUUUUGGCCUUA
This is a messenger RNA of Zophobas morio, 611 nucleotides long. Its product is annotated as peptidyl-prolyl cis-trans isomerase-like. NCBI's taxonomy places the organism in Eukaryota, Metazoa, Arthropoda, Insecta, Coleoptera, Tenebrionidae. Gene Ontology annotation, biological process: protein peptidyl-prolyl isomerization; protein folding. The transcript has 6 exons. Gene Ontology annotation, cellular component: intracellular membrane-bounded organelle. Gene Ontology annotation, molecular function: peptidyl-prolyl cis-trans isomerase activity. Bases 87 to 578 code for a protein of 163 amino acids. The record is from RefSeq and is a predicted model, not a curated record.